Anopheles maculipalpis is the source of this 1302-nucleotide messenger RNA. RefSeq names its product DNA primase small subunit (gene DNApol-alpha50). Gene Ontology annotation, biological process: DNA replication, synthesis of primer. Lineage: Eukaryota; Metazoa; Arthropoda; Insecta; Diptera; Culicidae. Gene Ontology annotation, cellular component: alpha DNA polymerase:primase complex. The transcript has 3 exons. The coding region runs from base 1 to 1290 and encodes 429 amino acids. The record is from RefSeq and is a predicted model, not a curated record.
AUGCCUGAACUGGAAGAUUCCACAACAAAAACUAAGGCAGAGUUCGACCCCAACAUACUGCAGGACCUGUUGCCACUGUACUAUAAACGCUUGUUUCCCCACAAACAAUUUUAUCGAUGGAUGUCUUACGGACGCUCUGAAUCGUCCGUGUUUUCGAAUCGAGAAUUUUCCUUCACCUUGCAGCACGAUGUUUACAUACGCUACCAAUCGUUUGAAACACAACAGGAGCUUGAGCGUGAAAUUUGUUCCCGAGCACCUUUUAAAAUCGAUAUCGGUGCGGUGUACAAUGUUCGUCCAAAGGAUCACCGUGGCAGCGUUGCCGUACAGCCCGUACAAAGGGAGCUGGUGUUUGAUAUCGAUAUGACCGAUUAUGACGACAUACGCACGUGCUGCAACGAGGCGAAUGUUUGCCAGCUCUGCUGGAAGUUUAUGUCCAUUGCGUGCCGGGUAUUGGAUGAAGCACUGCGAGAAGAUUUCGGGUUUGAACAUCUGCUGUGGGUAUUCAGUGGUCGGCGUGGUAUCCAUUGCUGGGUAUCGGACAAGGCAGCGCGUCAUCUUGAUACGGCUGCCCGGUCCGCUAUCGCCCAGUACCUGAAUGUGUUGAUUUCUGGCGGGGAAGGAACGGUUUCCCGGGUAAUCAUACACGACGAGAUGCAUCACAGUGUGAAGCGUGCGUAUACUAUUGUAGCACCACUGUUCGAAGAGAUAUGUUUGGUGGAUCAGAAUGUUUUCGGAAAGCCCGAGGGUGUGAAAAAAUUGCUGGCACUCGUGCAGGACCAGACGAUGCGAGGUGAACUAGAAAAGCGCUUUAAAGCAGGCCCGAGUGAUUCGAAGAGCGUCUGGAAGGAGUUUGUCGCAUACUUCGAGGAACUACGCAUGUCGGGCAAUAUCAACAGGUAUCGACGGUACAAGUACAUCGUGGAGGAAGUCAUUUUGGCGUUCACCUAUCCCCGGCUCGACAUAAACGUUACGAAGGGCUUUAACCAUCUACUGAAAUCGCCCUUCUGUGUGCAUCCAAAAACGGGCAAAGUGUGCAUUCCCUUCAACCCAAACAUCGCCUCCAAGUUUGACCCGACGGAUGUGCCUACCAUAAUCGAUCUGUUGAAGGAGGUGAACACAUUCGACGAAAAGAAUACGGUUGAAGGCGAAGAGAAUCGUUCAAAAAUUAAAGACUACAAGAAAACGAGCAUGUUCAAAGGCACGGUCGUAUUCGAAGAGUUUCUUCGCAAGCUGGAGCAAACGUUCAAAGGGAAAGCGGCGGCACUCAGUGACAUGAAAAUGGAAUUCUAGCUAGGUGUAUUG